AUGUCGCACAGAAAGUACGAAGCCCCACGACACGGUUCGCUCGGCUUCUUGCCUCGCAAGCGAGCAGCCCGUCACCGCGGCAAAGUCAAGGCGUUCCCGAAGGAUGACCCGAAGAAACCGGUCCACCUGACUGCCUUCAUGGGCUACAAGGCCGGUAUGACCCACAUCGUACGAGAAUUGGAGCGACCGGGCAGCAAGAUGCACAAGAAGGAGAUCGUCGAAGCGGUCACCAUCAUCGAGACUCCGCCCGUCAACGUCGUCGGUGUCGUCGGCUACGUCGAGACGCCGCGAGGAUUGCGUUCGCUCACCACUGUCUGGGCCGAACACCUGUCUGACGAGCUGAAGCGUCGCUUCUACAAGAACUGGUACCGAAGCAAGAAGAAGGCGUUCACCAAGUACGCAAAGAAGCACGCAGAGGGAGGCGCGUCCGUCUCGAGAGAGAUGGAGAGGAUCAAGAAGUACUGCACCGUCGUCCGCGUUCUCGCGCAUACCCAGAUCAGAAAGACGGGCCUCAAGCAGAAGAAGGCGCACCUGAUGGAGAUCCAGAUCAACGGCGGCUCGAUUGCCGACAAGGUCGACUUUGCAAAGUCUCACUUUGAGAAACCCAUCGAAGUGAGCGCCGUCUUUGAGCAAGAUCAGAACAUCGACAUCAUCGGCGUCACAAAGGGCAAGGGCUUCGAGGGUGUCACUCACCGAUGGGGCACAAAGAAGCUACCGCGAAAGACGCACAAGGGUCUCCGCAAGGUCGCCUGUAUCGGCGCCUGGCAUCCCUCCAAGGUGAUGUUCUCGGUCGCCCGUGCCGGUCAAAACGGCUACCAUCACCGAACGGAGAAGAACAAGAAGAUCUACCGCAUCGGAUCCGGCGCAGACGACAAGAACGCCUCUACGGAAUACGACACGACCUCAAAGGCGAUCACACCCAUGGGCGGUUUCGUCAGGUACGGCGUCGUCAAGAACGACUUUGUCCUCAUCAAGGGUUCCUGCGUCGGUGUCAAGAAGCGCAUCCUCACCCUCAGACAGUCACUCCAGAUCCACUCGUCCAGGAAGGAUCUCGAGAAGGUCCAGCUGAAGAUGAUCGAUACGAGCAGCAAGUUUGGCCACGGUCGAUUCCAGACCGCUGUCGAGAAGAACGCCUUCCUCGGUCAGCGCAAGAUCAAGGCCUAG
Mixia osmundae IAM 14324 is the source of this 1164-nucleotide messenger RNA. RefSeq lists its product as uncharacterized. The record is from RefSeq and is a predicted model, not a curated record. The transcript is spliced from 3 exons. Bases 1 to 1164 code for a protein of 387 amino acids. Gene Ontology annotation, molecular function: structural constituent of ribosome; RNA binding. NCBI's taxonomy places the organism in Eukaryota, Fungi, Basidiomycota, Mixiomycetes, Mixiales, Mixiaceae. Gene Ontology annotation, cellular component: ribosome; cytosolic large ribosomal subunit. Gene Ontology annotation, biological process: ribosomal large subunit assembly; translation.